Molecule: messenger RNA, 393 nt
Organism: Monoraphidium neglectum
Lineage: Eukaryota; Viridiplantae; Chlorophyta; Chlorophyceae; Sphaeropleales; Selenastraceae
Product: Serine/threonine-protein kinase Nek1
Exons: 4
Coding region: 1-393 (130 amino acids)
Biological process (GO): protein phosphorylation; mitotic spindle organization; regulation of cytokinesis
Cellular component (GO): spindle pole centrosome; spindle microtubule; chromosome passenger complex
Molecular function (GO): protein kinase activity; ATP binding
Source: RefSeq, a predicted model, not a curated record
AUGACGCGGCGGCCCCUCAUCCUCAAGGGUUACAUGAAGGCGAAGAUGACCGAGCGCAACUUCCACCAGGUCCGCCGCGAGAUCCGGCUGAUGCAGCAGAUCCGCUACGAGGGGGCGGUCAAGAUCCAGGGCACCUUUGAGGACGCCGGUGCGAUCUACAUCGUGCAGGAGGUCUGCGCCAAGGGGGAUCUUUUCAAGAAGCUGAUCCGCAACGGCGGCAUGCUGGACGACAAGUACGUGGCGGCUGAGGUCAUCCUGCCGCUGCUGCUGACGCUGGAGCACCUGCACUCAGUCAAGAUCUACCACCGCGACAUCAAGCCCGAGAACAUCUUCUUCAUGAAGGACGGCCACAUGAAGCUCGGGGACUUUGGUGAGCGGGCCUUCUCCGGGUGA